GGAUCUCUACGCGCUCUCUCGCGCAGCCGAUUGACCAACAUCACACUUUUCCCCAGCAUCUGUACACAUCCCAUGUCCUAUCUCUUACACGGCAGUACUUCGCACACAGGCAUGGGCUGGGUUGAUAAGGUCCCGCGGGCUGGGAAUCUCUACAUCGGCGGGCUGUAUGCGCUCUACCAGACCGACUUGAUCGAUGCAGCCGGUAUCACGCACGUGCUGUCGGUAAUCGACUACGACCCUUUGCUGCAGGAUAAAUUUUCUCAUCUCAAGCACUUUCAUAUCCGAGCGGACGAUCAUCCCAACGAAAACUUACUUCAGUAUCUGCCUGAAGCGGUGGAGUACAUCGAUCGAGCGCUCAACGAGGUUCCGAAGAUCGAGAACAGGAAGGACAUAUCCACGAACGGCAAAGAUGAGAACUCAGGAGGCGUUUUCGUGCAUUGCGCCAUGGGGAAAUCUCGAUCAGCUACACUGGUAGUAGCGUAUCUGAUGUGGAAGUAUCACCUCAGCGCGGGGUCGGCACUUGCCCAACUCUGCGAAGGCAGACCUGUAUGUGACCCGAACCCUGGAUUUAAAGAGCAACUUUUGGUCUGGGAUACAAUGUGUAGAAGCAAGUCGGAAGGAAAAAGCAAAAUGAUAUACAAAGAAUGGGAAAAGACGAGGUUCAAGGGCGAAUAUUGGGAGUGGGAUAAACGAGCAGAACAGCUGAAAUCUAGGCUGUGAUCAACCGUUCAGUUCCCAUUCGUUGCGGCUGUCUCUGCCGCUCUUGCUAUCCAAUAACAACAUCGAUGCCUCGUCAAGCCUUCCAGAGUCGGCACUGAUGCGGUGAAAAAUGCCAUCGAUUUCCAAUGAAGCAUGGUUCCAUGUGUUCGGAACAGGCGGAAGGCGUUUCAACUCUUUACCAGAUCCAGAGAUUAAUGUCGGGCCCAACUCCGCAAACUCUAUUUACGCUGCCAACGCGUCCG
Messenger RNA from Didymella exigua CBS 183.55, 962 nucleotides. Its product is annotated as phosphatases II. The transcript has a single exon. Gene Ontology annotation, cellular component: nucleus. Gene Ontology annotation, molecular function: protein tyrosine/serine/threonine phosphatase activity. The record is from RefSeq and is a predicted model, not a curated record. Lineage: Eukaryota; Fungi; Ascomycota; Dothideomycetes; Pleosporales; Didymellaceae. The coding region runs from base 73 to 720 and encodes 215 amino acids. Gene Ontology annotation, biological process: protein dephosphorylation.